Molecule: messenger RNA, 1071 nt
Organism: Lasiosphaeria miniovina
Lineage: Eukaryota; Fungi; Ascomycota; Sordariomycetes; Sordariales; Lasiosphaeriaceae
Exons: 1
Coding region: 263-880 (205 amino acids)
Source: RefSeq, a predicted model, not a curated record
GUGCGGUGGCAAACCGCGCCCAAACAUACGAUUGAUGCAUCAUAUCAUGCCGCCGACCGCUCCGAAUAUUGACGGGCCGCCGCCGCCCAACCUAUUUCUUGUCUUCCUUCGGGCUCUCGUUCUGUAGUUGCAGCCCCGUCGCAGCCCCGUCGCAGCCCCGCCGCAGCGCCUUCUCUGGACCAAUAGAUCAAGCAGUCGAGUACUUAAGCAGGUCGUCUAUCUGUCAGGUCCCAAUGCGCAGAGCUGGCGAUGAUGAUGAUGAAUGUCUAGCAGGUUACCCUUAUGGUGGCUCCAUAUUGAGCCUAGAGGCGCUAGAAGAUUGCUCAAGUGCCAUACGCGCAGGUGUAAUAAUAUGUGUAGCCUUUGGUUGCAAGUAGGUUCUCAAAUUAUCACUAGAUUCGGCAAGCCAGCGGCGGUUCUCUCGCGUGCUAGUCAGCCCCGUGAUCACUUGUCAGAUCCUGAUCGCCUCUCGGGAGUUACGGUCGAAUCUCGUGAUGACGAUCACCGCCGUGGCCAGCCCACACGGCGGUCUGCGACAUGUAUCUGGUACAUACAGGGCAGAUCCUGUGAUACAGAUCCCGUACUGACGGGCUUAUUAGUUAUUACUCUGUCGCGUCCGUAUGGUCCGGCCAGCAGACGGGCUGGUUGCAGGGCGGCUGCUAGGUGUGGGCGGGCCUUUGUGAAGAUCAUGAGAGAUCUGGCGAGGAGGGGAAACAAGAGAAGAAAAAGGAACGAAUCGCAGAAUCAAGGAAAACAUGACGGCCCUGCCCCUGGCGAGUUGGUUACAUGGUCAGCUGCCGGGAUUUGGGAUCUGCUGGCUAUCCGCCUUUUGGCUGGUUUGCUUCACAUCUCUCUAAUCUCCAUGUCUCCUCUAAUUUGAGGUGUGCGCGUAUGUACGGAUCCGUAUGGACUACUGUAUGUACAUGUACGCAUUUAUGUAUGUGAUAAUGACUGAGGCGGCGGCGGCGGUGGAGAGAGGCUGGCUGUAAAAGCUAGGCUAUCCCGGCUGGACCAACAGGCCUGCAAGAGGCUGGAUUCUGCUUGUCCGAAACUGCGAGGCGGCGAAACUGU